Loa loa (African eye worm) is the source of this 1530-nucleotide messenger RNA. RefSeq lists its product as hypothetical. The record is from RefSeq and is a predicted model, not a curated record. The transcript has 11 exons. The coding region runs from base 1 to 1530 and encodes 509 amino acids. NCBI's taxonomy places the organism in Eukaryota, Metazoa, Nematoda, Chromadorea, Rhabditida, Onchocercidae.
AUGUCUGGGAUACAGUGCUUAAGAUCUGAAUCGGAUUCAAUCGACAGUGAUAAUAGAAAUGAAAGCAUUAAAAAUUUAAGAAAUGCAGAUAUAAGCAUUGAAGUUUCUUCAUCAAAUGAAGCUAUGGAAAGUUGUGGUCACUGCGGAAGAACUAAAAAUGUGUCUUCAUUGCAGCAGUCUUGCCGGAAGAAUAGUCAGAAUCCUUCAAUGCCAAUGAUUGAAUCCAUCCAAAUGCAACAGUUCCAAUUUGAUGCACCUGCAAGUGAUUUAGGAAUUCCAGAAUCCAGCUACAAUUUGUAUGGAAAGAUGAAAACAGUAAUGGGAAUACGUCAAAAUCUAACUCGCACAAUUAAAAAUCGAAAUGAUUAUAAGAAGCACAGAUCAAUUCGUACCAUGGAAAAUGGCCAACUUUCUCUGGGUUUAUCACAUUGUGCGAAGUCAAGAUAUAUAAUUCCCUCGGUAAUACCAGUUCUGGUACCUGUUGCCGUUCCGCUACAGUAUUCUUCAAGCUAUGAAAGUUGCCAUAGAGGACAUGGUGGGCGUGAUGAAUACCAACAUGAUAAGCAUGGAUACAACCAAUUGAAUGGCAAUACAUUAAAAGUAAAAAGAACCAAUUUUCAUAUGCAAAAGUGCAAACGUCCAUCGGAAGGCAAUGUCAGCAUGGUUAAGAAACGGCAGCAUGAUAAGCAUUGCAAAGGUCGUCCAUUCACCAAUAAGGGAAUUUCGAAAACGUUUUACGUUCGGAAACUCCGCAACCGUGAAGGUAAAUUGUUAUAUACUUCCGAUGAAUCGUCAGCAGACGAAACUCCCUCUGGUGAGGCAAACUGCCGGCUUAUCAUACGUGAUGAUGAUGUUUUUGUUGAAGACAAAACCGAUGUCACUGCUAACUUAUUGGAAAAGGAGCUUGUUUUGGAUAUCAAUGACCCAAUAACUUCUUUUGUACACCCAAGAAAACAUGCUUUGGUUUAUCAGGCUUUUUUUGAACAUGUGAAAGUGGAUGAAGGUGAUGAAGUGCUAGUGAAAAGAAGUGAUGAUGACUAUGACAACAAGAAUUGGCCAUUAUUCUUCGUACAGAUUCAGCGCGACGAUUUGCUUGAUGUGUUGGAAGAACAACUUGAUUCGCUGCAGCCAACCGCUUUAAUUAGUGAAGAGGAAUUGCAAGUGGGUACUUUAUGUGUAUCGUUUUGUCGUGCAUUUGAAUCAAUGUUUCGAGCAGUCAUAACAAAUAUAUGCAAUGCUGAUAUUGAAGUUCAUUAUGUAGAUUAUGGCAAUUAUGAAAUAGUGGACAGGAACGAUUUAAAGUCGAUCAGUGACCUGCCCGAUAUCGCUCGUACUUAUCCAGGAAUGGCGAUCCCGUGCAUACUUUUUAACUCAGAUCUCGCACCAACUUUUCCGAAUUGUGAGAAAGCCGAAGACGAAGCAAUAACAAAAUUGAAGGGUGCCGUUUCGUGCGAACACUAUUCAUUCCGAAUUCGAAUACUGAAAAUUCGUGAAGAUGGAAUCUGUAUUGUUGAAUAUAUUUCAUCGUAA